Arvicanthis niloticus (Nile rat) is the source of this 1099-nucleotide messenger RNA. The record is from RefSeq and is a predicted model, not a curated record. Lineage: Eukaryota; Metazoa; Chordata; Mammalia; Rodentia; Muridae.
UCUCUGUCUCUCUGUCUCUCUCUGUCUCUCUGUCUCUGUCUCUGUCUCUGUCUCUCUGCUUCUCUUUGCAAUAGCUUCAAGGUUAGCAUGUUGGAGUCUGGACAAUGGACGAAUGAAGUCACAGGCCUACUGAACAAGAAGACUUUUUUUCUCUACAUGAAUAACAAGUGUCAUGCUAUUGGUGAUCAUGGUUACAGCACAAAUGCCACAGAGAUCUGUGAAAAACAGGUUGACACUCUGAAACAUGGAGUGGACAUUUUCAAAGGGCUGCUGCUUCACAUAAAGGAAGAGAAUGAGACAAUCAGAGGGCCCCUCACUCUGCAGGCCGAGAUGUGUUGCCACUAUGAAGGAGAUAGACAUUUCAGGGGAUCCUGGAGCAUUAGCCUCAAUAGAAGGAACAUGUUCCAUGUUGACACGAGCACUGGCAACUGGACUGAAAUGGAUCCUAGAUUCAAGAAGAUAAUAGGAACGUUCAAGAAAGAAAAGGAUGUAGCUGCCUUCUUAAACAGGACUACACAGGGGGACUGCAGGACCUGGCUUGAGGAGCUCAAUUUGCCCUUGAAAGAAAGUCUGGAGCCUACAGGUAACUACAAUAGCUUUGUGAUUAUUCUAUGCACACUACCAGCAAUCGGAUUGAUCAUCUUCAUCGUCUGUUAUGUAUCAAGAUACUUGUGUAAAAGAAAGCCACAGUUCAAUGCUUCUGGAACUAUGAUUCAAUACCUCUGCCCUCUGAAGUUGAAGUCACCUGUGUUUAUUCAGAUUAAUCUGCAAUCACCACCUCUGUUGAGUGACUCUUUGACAUUGCCUGAGACGUGUCCAGCAAAGAAAGCAGAUGAAUUGCUGACAGCAUCUCAGAAUUCUUUGCUGUUGACUUUGGACGAGUCUGGUGGAAAACCAGGAGACUGAUGGCCAACAGAGCUCCACACAGCAGGGCAUCAGAGUGCACUAGGCUGUUGCCAUCAGGGACUUCCUCUUGCUCUGUUCCUUUCCUUUCUCAUUCUUACAUGAUAGUACUGUGGAGAUCAAGCUGGGCACGGGCUCUAAAUUAGUCCUCAGUAUGCAAAAACAGUGGCAUUCCCUGAGUGACUCCAUUUUACAA